Molecule: messenger RNA, 894 nt
Organism: Periophthalmus magnuspinnatus
Lineage: Eukaryota; Metazoa; Chordata; Actinopteri; Gobiiformes; Gobiidae
Exons: 7
Coding region: 1-894 (297 amino acids)
Molecular function (GO): protein binding
Source: RefSeq, a predicted model, not a curated record
AUGCUUCCUGAUGACGGGACAAUAAAACAAGGAGCGCUGAGGAAGGAUGAGGAGUGGGGAGGCCUGGGACGCCUCAGGAUUCAUCUGAGGAGCAGAGGAAGUGUCUGGGGAGGGGGAGAUCUGCUCUCUCCCACCCUGGAGGAGGUGUCUGGGGAGGUGUCUCGCUCAGCAGCACUGAGACGCACCAGCUCCAAACCGACCUCUCCGGCCUCAGACGACGCCAACGGAGCCAUGCCUGUGCCCAAGAAAUCUGGGAGGAAGAACAGCAGCGCGCCGGAGUUCCAGCCGCCACCAUACGACGCCUCUCUGCCAGAGCCCACCUCCAGAGAUGAUUUUAUCAAACACUGGCUCCCUGUGAGUCUGGACGAUCGCACAGCUCAGAAGUUGCUUUGGAUCUCGGAGGGCGGAGCUAAAGUGGCGAGGACGUCAGAGGCCGUGUGUCCUUACCCGACCCGCCCUGAACGCUAUGACCACUCCCCUCAGGUGCUGUGUAAGGAGGGAGUCUUUGGAUUCCGGGCGUACUGGGAGGUGGACUUCGACGGCUGGGUGGUGUUGGGGGUGGUGGGGGAGAGCGCUCCACGAAAAGUCCAGGAUGGGCCCUGCGGUCUGGGGGAGAACAACAGCUCGUGGGGCGUGGGCUGGGCCGGAUCCUGUUACCAGGUUUGGCACAACGCCGAGAACACAGAUGUUACUCUGCCUCUCUCUGGGACCAUGGGCAUCUACGUGGACCAGCCCGCCGGCAUCAUCAAGUUCCUGUUGGUCGAGGGUUCGGAGGAGGGAGCUAGAGAGGUGCGAGUCAUCAGCAAAUUCAAGGCAGAGUCCCAAGAGAAGCUGCUGCCGGGGUUUUGGGUGGGGACAAACUCGUGGUGCAUGAUAAAGAAAAGGGAUGCAUGA